Molecule: messenger RNA, 1552 nt
Organism: Misgurnus anguillicaudatus (oriental weatherfish)
Lineage: Eukaryota; Metazoa; Chordata; Actinopteri; Cypriniformes; Cobitidae
Gene: dhrs13a.1
Product: dehydrogenase/reductase (SDR family) member 13a, tandem duplicate 1
Source: RefSeq, a predicted model, not a curated record
AAUCUCGGGGCGGGCUCUUUCAACAGUGCAUUUAUCAAUACAGCAGUUGGACGAGUUUUGUAAUCUUGACUGAAAUAGGGCGGGUUUGCUUUUGCUCCAGAUAACUUUCAUUUUUAGUGGGAUUUUCUUAAAUAUAAUUUAUACCGCUACGACAAUUUGAAUACGAUGCUCGCGGUUUUAUUUAUUUGCGGAGGACUCGUCGCUAUUUACCUGCUGAUGUGCGUCACGGUUUUGAAAAUACCCAAAUGUAAAAGCACAGCCAAACUGCACGGGAAAACUGUCAUUGUGACGGGAGCAAACACGGGUAUUGGUAAAGUUACAGCUCUGGACCUGGCGAGGAGAGGAGCUCGGGUGAUUUUAGCCUGCAGAAACGAAAGCAAAGGCCUGUCUGCGGCCGCAGACAUCAAAGGGGAAACUGGAAACAAUGAUGUGUUUUAUAUGCACUUGGAUCUGGCAAGCCUGCAGUCUGUGAGAUCAUUCGCUGAUAACUUUCUCAAGAAAGAAUCCAGAUUGGAUAUCCUCAUCAACAAUGCUGGUCUUUUAGCAGGUGGCAAAACUGAAGAUGGCUUUGGAAUGAUCUUCGGUGUCAACCACCUCGGUCACUUCCUUUUAACCUCGCUCCUGUUGGAUCGACUAAAAGAGUCCGGUCCCAGCAGAGUUGUCACUGUCGCUUCACUGGCUCAUUUGUGGGGGAACGUUGACUUUAACUGCAUCAACACUCAUAAAGAUUUGGGGUUGGGAAAUUCAUCGAUGGUCUUGUUGAAGCUGUACGGUCACAGCAAACUUUGCAAUAUGCUCUUCACUCACGAGCUGGCCAAGAGACUGAAAGGCACUAACGUUACCUGCUACAGUCUUCAUCCAGGAGCCAUCAAAACUGACAUCAACAAUAACUGCAGCUUAUUUUGGAGGCUGAUCAUGAUCCCAGCUAUGUUUCUUUUCUAUACGGAUGUGCAAUCUGGAGCUCAGACAUCUCUUUAUUGUGCACUUCAGGAGGGUCUGGAGCCUCUGAGCGGAUGCUACUUUUCCCAGUGUGAUGUGGGAAAGGUUCCUGCUAAAGCCAGGGAUGAUGCCGUAGCUAAAAAACUUUGGGAAGUCAGCGAGAGCCUCUGUGGUUUAGCAUAAUAUGUACCACCAUAGUGAAUUGCAUUUGCACAAAUUCAGGGGCACCGGUGUACAUCUUCAAUAAAAAAAACAUUAGACUUCAUUCAUAAAUAAUUGUGCAUUAAUUGUGUGCUAAAAAUAAAGUUCUCAUACACAUUUUCUUCCUGUUUCACAACAGCUAUUCUCAUAAAUGAGCACAUAUCCAUAUAAGGGCUUUCCAAACAACCUCCCAAUACAGCUAUUUGUUAUUCUUUGUAAACCCGUCUUUAAAGACGCAAUCUCACCUGAGAACACACAAAGGAACACCUACAAAAACCAAGUGGUUUCUUUUCAAAACCACUUAUACAAACAAAAGACCUUUUAUAAAGUUUAAUUAUAACAAUCUUUUUGUUUCUUAAAUAGUUUUGUAGGAUUGCUAAGUGUAUUUCUCAAAAUACAUUUAUGAACAAAA